Messenger RNA from Lolium perenne, 1081 nucleotides. The record is from RefSeq and is a predicted model, not a curated record. Lineage: Eukaryota; Viridiplantae; Streptophyta; Magnoliopsida; Poales; Poaceae.
AUGCCCGCCGCCGCCCACGACGCUGCCGCAGUGAUGCCUGCCGCCGCCGCAGACGCCCUCCGCAGGUACGCGCGCCUCCAGAUCUGGUCAACACGGGCCUUCUCCCUUACGGGGGAUCCCCUCUUCGACGAGCUCUGGCACGCCUGCGCCGGCCCGCUCGUCACCGUCCCUCGCGUCGGGGAUCUCGUCUUCUACUUCCCGCAGGGACGCAUCGAGCAGGUGGAGGCCUCCAUGAACCAGGUCGCAGGCAACCAGAUGCGCCUCUACGAUCUGCCCUCCAAGCUGCUCUGCCGCUUCAUCAACGUUGAGCUCAAGGUGGACACAGCAAGUGUAUACAUGAUGGUGUCUAAGAGGAUACAGAAGGAGAUCAAGGACCUGCAGAAGGAUCCACCUACCUCAUGCAAUGCAGAUCUACCAGCUCAAGACAUUGCAUGGUGCUCGGGCGGGGGAGGCGACGGCGAGUGGCCUUGCCUCCAUGGCUUCACGUCGAGAGGGAUGCCGGAUGGGAGCGGGCCACCAGGGAGGGAGGUGAAGCUGCCCCGGCAGCGCCGGCACCCUUGAGCCGGAAGCAUGGGCGCAGGAGCCGAGCUCCAGCAGCGGUGAGAGGCGCGAUCCAGCAGCGGCAGAGCGCAGCAGCGGAGCGCCAGCAAGAGGCGAGCUCAAGCAGCACCGGUGGAGAGCGAUAGGCAGCCGGCCCGCCCGCGAGAGGUCGCCGAAGCCAAGGAUGGGAGGCCGCCCGCCGGAGCGAGGCUGAGAGGAGCGCGGGAGUCCACAGGAGGGAAGCUGCCAGGGCGAGCGAGGGAGGCCCGCCGGCGCGAGGCUGCGAGGAGCGCGAGAGUCCACCGGCGGGAAGCUGCAAGCGCUGGAUUCUGCUGGCGCGAGGCUGCGAUCGAUCAGCGAUGCGAUGGUUGUGUUUGCAAAAUAGAAAGGGUGGAUAUGAAAAAAUGGUUUGAACUACACUUCGGACACUUAAAUCGUGAGGGAGUUUAUUAUUAUUUUUUGUUUUUAAAUUCAUUACUGCUGGCGCACAGCCUUAGUCGCCAGGGGUAACUUAUUUUAAUUCUUUUUUUGUUUUUUUAAA